AUGUCCUGCAACAUCAGCUCCCGCACCAGCCUGGGGCCCAGCAUCGGCUCCUGUGGGGACUCCACAGCUGUGGUUUAUGGCCCCCCAGUCGUCAUCAAGUUCCCAGGCCCCAUUCUCAGCACCUGCCCCCAGGAAACCGUGGUGGGAGCCUCGGUUCCCAACGUCAGCGGCCCAGGGGUGGGCAGCAGCUCCCCCGGUCCCUGGGGAGCUUCCAGGAUGCUGGGCUCCUCCUCUUCUGCAGGCUUCUCCAGCUCGGGAGGCUUCUCCAGCUCGGGAGGCUUAGCUGGCUCUGGAGGCUCCUCGUGGAGAGGAGGUUCCUGUGGCUCUGGCAUCUACCCGGGGCUGGGAGGCUGCUACGGCAGCAGGUUGUACAGCAGCAGCAGCAGCAGCGGCAGCAGCAGCCCUGCAUCUCGCCGUGGCAACUACAGCUCCUUCUGA
Dryobates pubescens (Downy woodpecker) is the source of this 438-nucleotide messenger RNA. RefSeq names its product sericin-1-like. The record is from RefSeq and is a predicted model, not a curated record. Gene Ontology annotation, cellular component: intermediate filament. Lineage: Eukaryota; Metazoa; Chordata; Aves; Piciformes; Picidae. Gene Ontology annotation, molecular function: structural constituent of cytoskeleton. The transcript is spliced from 2 exons. The coding region runs from base 1 to 438 and encodes 145 amino acids.